Messenger RNA from Mesocricetus auratus (golden hamster), 3495 nucleotides. It is a transcript of the gene Sub1, whose product is annotated as SUB1 regulator of transcription. Gene Ontology annotation, cellular component: nucleus; transcription regulator complex. Lineage: Eukaryota; Metazoa; Chordata; Mammalia; Rodentia; Cricetidae. Gene Ontology annotation, molecular function: DNA binding; transcription coactivator activity. The record is from RefSeq and is a predicted model, not a curated record. The transcript has 5 exons. Bases 131 to 514 code for a protein of 127 amino acids. Gene Ontology annotation, biological process: positive regulation of transcription initiation by RNA polymerase II.
GAGGCCACGCCCCGUCACGUGUCCUCUGUGCCAUUGGGCGGAGCCAGAGCCUCUAGGUUGCCGUCACUUCCGGCUCUCUGUCAGUCCGGAGCGAGCGAGCUGGUGGUUGCUGGACGGCCGGAGCGGAGCAAUGCCUAAAUCAAAGGAACUUGUUUCUUCAAGCUCUUCAGGCAGUGAUUCUGACAGUGAAGUUGAGAAAAAGUUAAAAAGGAAAAAGCAAGUUGUUCCAGAAAAACCUGUGAAGAAGCAAAAGCCUGGUGAGACUUCUAGAGCUUUGGCAUCUUCUAAGCAGAGUAGCAGCAGCAGAGAUGAUAACAUGUUUCAGAUUGGGAAGAUGAGAUAUGUUAGUGUUCGGGACUUUAAAGGAAAAAUUCUAAUUGAUAUUAGAGAAUAUUGGAUGGACUCAGAAGGUGAAAUGAAACCAGGGAGAAAAGGUAUUUCUUUAAACAUGGAGCAGUGGAGCCAGCUGAAGGAACAGAUCUCUGACAUAGAUGAUGCAGUAAGGAAGCUGUAAAAUCUGAGCCAUAUCAAACCUGUACUGUUGUAGUUGUUUUAAUCUGUCUUUUUACAUUGGCUUUUGUUUUCUAAAUGUUGUUUUCCAAGCUGUUGUAUAUCUGGAUUGCAGAACAAUUUGUGAGGUGAAUACUUUUUUUUGUAAUGUGCAUUAUUAAAAUGUUCUGAGUGAAGCUAAAUGUCAACUUUAUUAAAGAGGAUUGCUUUGUGUCCCUUACCUAGUGUAAAAUAAAGUCAUUACAAUCUUAAAUGUUGUAGCUUUUUUUGAUCAAAAGACUAGUUUACUGUUUAAGGCCAAAAGAACAACCAUUAUAGGCAUAUAAUUGACUAUGUUUAGAAGGAUUUGUAUUGCAUUGAGCUUCUUAGAGGAUUGCUUUAUGAAAUGCUUCCUCAAAUCUCUUCCUUUCUAAGCAAAUUUGUUGAAUUUUCCUCUCCAGCAAUGCUUUACUGUUUUCUUCAGUUUCACUUGAGUUCAUGUUCCAUUUUUACAUCACCCUUUACUUGGAUAUAUUAUGAUGGUUUGGAAAGUCAAACUGUCACUGUUAUUGCCUCUUAAAUCUACUGUGUUAAAUAUUAGCAGAUAGUUGUUUGGUAACAUGGCUUGUAUGAGAGCUCUAAGCAAGUGUAUGUCAUUACUCAUAGCACUGUGUAGGUGUUAUUUAGUCUACAGAACAUAGUGAUUUUGAUGUCUGAUGAGCUUUCACUUAGUAAACAUUCACACUGGGAUGAUGUCUAUAAAGUCAGAUAUUAAACUAGAUUAGACAUUAGUUAAAAAUUGUGAAACUUACUGGCUUACUAUUACAUUCUAAUAAUGAGUGGAUUAUAUGUAGACAUGUCACUGACCUUUAUUGUCAUUGUAGUUUAUGUGGACAGUUGUUAAGACUUGGCUGUUUUAAUCUGGACAAGAGACUUCUUAGACUUCAUGCUAAGUUUGAUAGACACUGUUUGUUAGUUUUCAUUUUAACCACAAUGAUAGACAGGCACAGAUUUCAGGGCUGUUGCCCCAGUGAAUAGGGCAGUGUUCCUUAGGGAAAGAGUGCCUACAAAGAAACUCACCACACUGAAGGGACCUGGCUUGUGAUGAGAACGGAAUUUUCUUGAAACUAAAUGGUGUUUACAUGAUAUUUUGGUGACAACAAUAUGACAGUGGUAGGUAGAAUACUAAGUAACAAGGAUGCUUUAAAGACAUUUAAAUACUAACUGCUAUUAAGGGGGCUGCCAUGUCAGAAUUGCAUUAUUGUAUAACCACGUUUGGUUCCAUUGUCUAAACAUUUUAUAGAAUUGUCAAGGAUUUAAUUUAAAAAUCCAUCUGCCAGGCCUCAUUAACCUGCCCUCCCACAGAUAUUCUUUAGGUUACUUUCAUGGAUUGCAAAUUGAUAAAGAAAUCUCACUUAUUUUGCCUUGAUAGGUACCAAAGUGUUCAAGAAAUUAUUAUAUACCUUAUUCUUGAGGGAUACUCUCCUUAUUUGGGACAUAACAUGUGUUGUAUUUCAUUAACAUAAUUCGUUUUGUAAAGUGUUAUUUUGCCAUUUAGAGAAAGGGCAGUUAGAACAUAAAACUUCAGUUUUAGUAGAUGAAGAGGGAAUAAUAGUUAAAAUUGAAUUCAGCGGUGUGUAUGCGUUUCAACCAUCUCCUUUGGAGAGAUGUUGCUGUCAUCUGUUACCUAGGCAUUACUAGCUGCUUAGCAUAAUAAAAUCUAUACGUGGAAAGCUUUCUUUGGCAUAAUUUGUUAGGGUGAUAACUAAAUUCACUCACUAAUAUCACAGACUAGGUAGUAUACCAAAGUUAUUAAACUUUUUCUUUAUGCCUGUAGAAAAGGAGAAUUAGGUUAAAAGAGUAAACUAACUCAGUCUGAACAGGAACAGUCCAUCAACACUCUUAUCUCCUCAGCAAGUGUCUUAGUUCCUUUUUUGUUGCUAUGACAAAGGUCCCUGACAAUGUAGUACAAGGGAGAAAGGGAUGAUUCCUACUCACUGUUCAGGCUACAGUCCAUUUUUGCAACCAGUCACAAUGGCAGAAACUUCAAACAUCUAGACAUCUUGCAUCCUAGUCAGGAAGCUGAGAGCCGGGAAUGCAUGCUCAGUCAGUUCCCUCUCUUCAUUUAGUCUUUGACUUAGCCAUGAACUGGUGCCAUCCACAGUGGGCAGGUCUUUCCAUCUCAAAGGAAUCAAGAUAAUGCUCUAGAUAUACCUAGAGGCCCAACUUCCAUAUAAUUCUAGAUUCUGUUAAGUUGGCAAUUAAUACUAGCCAUCACGAUAAGAUUUCUCCAGGAAGGAGGCUUGAUAUUUUCAGGCGUAAGUAACUCAUUUACUUUGCUGAAAUAGUAUCUGUUGCAGGUUUUACCCUUUAAUAUGAUCAGUAGCAAGGCUUCCAUGGGUUUUCCUCUUUGUUUUUAGAGUAAAAGCAGCCUUCGACCAAUUUUCUAGUGCCCAUGGCAUUUCAUUUAAACAAAUCACUUAUAAAAACUAUAUUUUGUUUUGUUUUGCUUCACAAAUGCUAAAAACUUGGGAAGUAUACUACCUCAUUACCUAGUCAAGAUUCUGUGAUAACCAAUCUAUUCUGCAUAGUAUCUUAGAGAUGGCAACUUAGAGAAAAUCGUGGAGGAAAAUGCAUCCUGGCCUGGCUAGAGGGAAGAGAAGGGACUGAAAGUUUAUGUAAGUUGUUCCUGACAGAAAUGUUAGCACAGUGCUUGCCAUAAAGGCUUGAAAAUCUUAAGAACUAUUGAAUUAUAUUUAGGUAUCUCUUCUGGAAUUCUUUGUGGUUCACUUUUUAUGGAAAUUAAGGUAGUGAAACACUAAAAAUUUUUAAGAAAGGCAUUUUUCCAGAUAAACUGUAGUGUAAAACAUGCAUAUAGUGAGAAGUAUGUAAUUCUAUAAUUGUGAAUGUCUGUAUGCUUUGUUUGAUACAUCCUCCAUGGAGGUGUCAAUGAACCUAAUAUUCCCUGUGAAUAUUUUAAAUGUUGAAAUAAAAACAAGAAAUAUA